AUGGACAAUUCCUCCUCAUCUUUCGAAAAUGUGUUUACGCAUGAGCCCCUUCCAGAUGCUGCCAAUUACAUUAGGCUACUCGAAGUGCUGGACGAUAACUACUCCGAAACCAUUAAGGUCAGGUGCAAACUCACCAUAUGGCCAAUUGACAGCGUACCAUCGUACCGCGCCAUCUCCUAUACGUGGGGAGAUCCCGAGUCCAAUACCUUUAUUCUCAUGAAUGAAAAGACCUUACAAGUGCGGACGAAUUGCGAGUUUGCCUUAAAACAAGCCUACUGGUAUAAGAAGAAACGUUCUAAAUGGCCUCGGAAGAGUUGGUAUUACUGGGUCGAUGCCAUUUGUAUCGACCAGACGAACCUGGGGGAAAAAGGCAAGCAAGUCUCCAUGAUGGGCAGCAUCUACAAGAAGGCUUCCCAUGUCUUGGCCUGUAUUGGUGACCAUGCAGACGACAGCCUCUUCUUCUUUCAAAAGUUGUAUGGACUUAAGCGUCAUGUGGUACGGGUAAAGGACAUUGCCGGAUGGCGUGACCACCUGUGCAGUCACCCUGGCAGUAUUUCUACCAGGUUCCGUCUAGUGCACCGAUUCUCGACGACCAAUCGUUUUGUCCUUGCCCUGGCUCGUCUGGCCAUGCGGCCAUACUUCAGUCGCCUGUGGAUCCUUCAGGAGCUGCAAAAUGCCCAAAACAUGACCAUACUGUGCGGCCAAUUUGUUUUGCGGAAAGAGGACGCAAGAUCCUUGUUUCGUGAAAUGUACGAAUGUUGCUCAACAGACCACGACUUGAGUCUCUCGAAAGAUGACUACUUUUCACGGACGCCAUGGGGCUGCUACACAAAGUAUUUAGACGUCAAAUUUCUGCGGAGAAUGGUAAAUCACGGUCUUCCUCAUCCCUUGAGGCACGGCGAGUGGCUUCAUGACGUACCACGACGCUGUAUCACCAUAUUCGACAUGAUGAGAACAACUGCAUUGCAUUCAGAUCACGAUUUGUUUGUAUUGCUUGAAACCAUUGUGUGCCGGUUACAAUGCGCUGUGCCAAGGGAUAAAGUGUAUGGGAUCAUUUCCUUAAUUGAAUGGGGCGACGUCGCGCCUCCAACACCAGACUACGCGCAAAGCGACCUUAACGUCGCUGUCGACUUUCUCGAGGCGGUCAUGAAGCUUUGGAAGACUCGGGCAGACUACGCACACUCACAAAUAUGGCGCUACCUUGUCAUAACCACAAGAAUGCUGAAUCUUGACACCGAAUCUCAAAGCUUAAGUGACGCACUCAAAGCGCGUCGCAGUCCCCCUAAAGAUUGCGCUUUAAGCGCAGCAAAACCGCGCUUUGAAGAUUCGAUAAUACGCCUCCCGGCGCCCGGUUGGCGUCUCCUAUCUGAGGAUAUCGACAACAGUAGCUCCAAACUACGAAACCUCCGGCUUCCGCCCCCUGAUUACCGUGAUGAUUGUCUGUUAUUGCUACCUCGAUGGGCUAGAGCAGGUGAUUGGGUGAUCGAGGUUGGGUCUGAAUCUUACAAGGACUUGUGGUACAAGACACAUGAUCUUCGGCAUAUUCGUCCCCCUACUUACACAGCGGUACUCAUCAUGAGAGAGGGGACUGAUGGCCAUUGCAAUACUUUUAUCGGUUAUGGCUUCUACGCAACUAUGGAUCCCUCCAGCUAUCCUUGUUUCAAGCGAGCAUUCGAGACACAUGUCGACAUUUACUUGGAUAUAGAAGAUGGGAUGAUAUUUCUGUUGAGAAUGAAACAGCUGCACGAGCUGGAAAUGGACAGCGACUCAACGGACUGGGUGGUAGACUUUCUGGACACUGGUGUUUGCAAGCCGCAAACGCCUGGUUCGUCUUACGCCAUACUAUCACCAGAGGCCAAGCUCCCCGUUGAGACAGUAAUAGUCGACCCCUGGUCCGAGCUCAAAAUGCCGGAACAAGGAAAUUACACACUUUAUUCUCUGAAAAGCUUCUUCUUCGUUCUCUGGGAUACGAAGUACCGCCGCGGCUGGUUGGUCAAUGGCCACGUCGCUGCUUUGCAUCUUCUGCGGGCAUAUCUCAAGAACAUAUCUCAGGCAAAGGAUUUCGACUUCUCCAGAUUAGAUCACAGUCUCUAUAGCCCGUCAGCGGCACACGAGUUGCUCAGCGACCGCGACUACAUGAAAACCCCUCUACCCAGAGUAGUCAAGGCUGUCAAAGAGAAGUCCGAGCAUGGUGAACCAUCUAAUGACCAAGCUGGGGUCGACAAAAAGCUUCUUGGUGAAGUGUUAAAUGGCUUCUAUGGAAUUCUCCUGAAGAUGGCCGAAUCUACGGAAGCCAUGGACGCAAAUGGCAGGCUCUCUGAUUGCUUUCAUAAAUUUAAGAGGACACGAAAGGAUGUAUCUGUGAAUGGCUGGGACUUCCAGCGGAUAUACUGCGGCAACAAAGCAGAAGUAUGUGUCAACAAGUUCGACAAAGAGCCAGUCUGGCUAAGCUUCGUGAGAGGCUCGCUUGGUAGCUCUCGAUCGGGCGCAGCUUUCCUGUUCGGAAGCAAUUUCGGUGAGAUCAUGAAGUCAGAUGAUAGCCACUGCUGCCCUUAUUUCGAAAGCCUUCCUGCAGGCCAAGACUAUCUGGCGGUCAGUAUGCACACCAUAUAUUGGCUUGUGGAAAAAGGGAGCUCCCAUGAUAAGCCCGAGGAGAGUGCAGCCAGACUGCAGCAUAUCGGUGAAAUUGCCUGGAAGCGUCAUCUGAGCCCCUUCCAUCAUGCGCAUGGCCAAGUCUUCCGAUGCUCCUGGACCCCAUGGUCCUACCCCGAAUUCAACUGGUCCGGCAGCAACAACUUCGGCCACAACCUUUGCAGAGAUGAUACUGGAGCCAAAAGAAGUUGGGUGGAGGGCCAGAGUCCGGCUGAGGUGGCCACGGGGCUGGGUUGGAAGAUUGAAUCAAAUCAUCAGAAUACAUACUGCAACAGUAUCGGGCGACAGAACACUGGAACUCAAUCCCGCAAGCAAGAAGAAUAG
Molecule: messenger RNA, 2976 nt
Organism: Diaporthe amygdali
Lineage: Eukaryota; Fungi; Ascomycota; Sordariomycetes; Diaporthales; Diaporthaceae
Exons: 3
Coding region: 1-2976 (991 amino acids)
Source: RefSeq, a predicted model, not a curated record